UCAGUCGAAAAGUGUCGUCCGCCUGGUGGUGACGUGCCGCGGGUUGUCGCGCGCGUUCGGCGGGUUGGUGACCUAACCGCCGAUUUCGGGUGCCGAGUCGCGGGCCGGGACCAGCCAGCAUGCAGGGCGGCGCGGGUGCGCCGGACGCGCGCCGAGUCCAGCAGGGUGUCCAGCAGGGUGUCCAGCAGGGCGUCCAGCAGGGCGUCCAGCAGGGCGUCGAGCAGUGCGUCCAGCAGGGCGUCCAGCAGGGCGUCCAGCAGGGCGUCGAGCAGUGCGUCCAGCAGGGCGUCCAGCAGGGUGUCGAGCAGGGCGUCCAGCAUGGUGGGCCGCAAACGCCACCAGAGGCACAGAGUAGGCAGCAGCAGGUUCCUGCCGACAACCCAGCCCCUCGGCCCGAGGACCUAAAGCAGCCCCAGCUCUCGAGGAACCUGCAGCAGGUCCUCGAGCAGGAGCAGGGCGUGCCCAAGGACGCCAAGGUCCGGGGGAAAGUGCAGCAGUUGGACCAAAAGCCGGCGCCAGACAGCGCCACCAUGGGCAAGGAGCACCAGGCCACGCCCAAGCACGAGGUGCAGCCCUUGGUGCUGGGCGACAAGGUGGACGUCGUGCCAGCCGCCACCAAGGCCGGCAAGGAGAAGGAUGAUCUGGGCGCGCCCGCCAAGAAGUUCUCUCCGUUCGUCCGGCAGGCGUUCGUGGCGGCCGGCCCGGUCAUGGCGACCGUCAGUUCCGGCAUGACGACGGGCUACUCGGCCGUGCUGCUGCCCCAGCUGCUGCACCCCAACUCCACCAUCCCCAUCACCAGCAACCAGGCCUCGUGGAUCGCGAGCAUGGCGCCACUGCCGAUGGCACUGGGCUGCCUCCUGGCCGGGCUGCUGCUGGACCGACUGGGCCGUCGGCGGUCGCAGCUCGUCAUCUGCGUCCCGUUCACGGUGGGGUGGGUGCUCCUGGCCGUGGCCAAUGACCUCCCCGCCAUCCUGGGCGGCCGCUUCCUCACUGGACUCUGCGUCGGCCUUGUGGGACCGCCCUCCAUGAUCUACAUCGGCGAGACGGCCAGCCCCGCGCACCGAGGCCUGCUGCUGGCGGCCAUCUCCCUGGCCGUGGCCGUCGGCAUCCUGGUGGCGCACGUGCUGGGCUCGCUGCUGCACUGGCGGCUGACGGCGUGGCUGUGCGCCACGGCGCCCAUCGCCUGCGUCGCCCUGCUCUGCCCGUCGCCGGAGUCCCCCGUCUGGCUGGCCGCCAAGGGCAACCUGGCCGAGGCCACCAGGGCCUUCAGGUGGCUGCGAGGCUUCGACGACGCUGCCACCCUGGAGCUGCAUGGGCUGCUGUCUAAGCACGCCGUCGACCAGCCGACGCACCCCACUGCCGCCGCCAAGGCGCCCACCCUGCCGCUGUGGCGUCAGCUCCUGCAACGCAGCUUCAUCAAGCCCUUCCUCAUCAUCACCAUCUUCUUCUUCAUCAUGCAGUUCAGCGGCGUGAACGCGGUCGCUUUCUACACGGUGAGCAUCAUGAAGGACGUCGGCGGUGGCCUGGACGAGUACGUGGCCACCAUCAUCCUGGACGUGGUGCGCGUGCUCAUGUCGUGCGUGGCGUGCGUGCUGCUGCGGCGCACGGGCCGCCGGCCCCUGGCCGUGCUCAGCGCCGCCGUCACGGGCAUGUCCCUGCUGGGCCUGGGCGCCGUGCUGGGCUUCGGCGACCCCGCGCGGUACCCGUGGCUGCCCACCUCGCUGCUCGUCCUCUACAUCACGGCCGUGUCGCUCGGGCUGGUGCCGCUGCCGUGGGUCAUGGCGGGGGAGGUGUUCCCAGCCAACCUGCGCGGGCUGGGCGGCGGCGCCACCUCGGCCUUCGCCUUCAUCUACUUCUUCUCCGUGGUCAAGACCGGGCCCGAGUUGUUCGCCGCGCUCACCCCCGCCGGCGCGUUCGCCGCGUACGGCGCCGUGGCGCUCGGCGGCUCCAUCUUCCUGCUGGCCUUCCUGCCCGAGACCAAGAACAGGACGCUGCAGGAGAUCGAGGAGGAGAUGGCGGGGCGCCACCCCGGCAGGCUACUCCGGCGGAAGGCCGAGCUGGCCGAGCCGUGAGCUCGUGCCGGCCAGUGCAGUGGGUGCGUCAUGGGGCGGAGAUACCCCGCGACGCCGUGGCCAGGCCGUGGCCGCCACUCGAAAGCGAAGGGGUAUCGCCGCCUCGCCUCCCCUUCCCUCCGCUCGACGCUGGAAAAACAAAACAAAAACAAUAACAAUCCCGCGGGAUUAAAACCUUAUGGCGCCGCACGGCGUUUGGCUUCCCAAGCCGCGUGACUAUGACUGUCACCUGUAAAUAGUGAGCGCGUGUGUGAGUGUGUGUUUGUGUGUGUGAGAGUAAAUGCUCGUGGAUGAACGCCAAGUUUUGCAAGGCAAAACCCGUUUUGCUGCGGACAUUCUCAUUCCGAGCCUCCAUAAUUAUGUGUGUACCUACACCCGCCUGUAAAGUGUACUUAAGCUGUGAAACCAAUGAUCUUUGUAUAGAAUAAACAUAUUCUUCUACGACGGA
Messenger RNA from Thrips palmi, 2520 nucleotides. RefSeq names its product facilitated trehalose transporter Tret1-2 homolog. The record is from RefSeq and is a predicted model, not a curated record. Gene Ontology annotation, biological process: transmembrane transport. Lineage: Eukaryota; Metazoa; Arthropoda; Insecta; Thysanoptera; Thripidae. The transcript has 8 exons. Bases 120 to 2072 code for a protein of 650 amino acids. Gene Ontology annotation, cellular component: membrane. Gene Ontology annotation, molecular function: transmembrane transporter activity.